Phytophthora nicotianae INRA-310 is the source of this 1324-nucleotide messenger RNA. RefSeq lists its product as hypothetical. The record is from RefSeq and is a predicted model, not a curated record. Gene Ontology annotation, molecular function: NAD binding. Lineage: Eukaryota; Oomycota; Peronosporomycetes; Peronosporales; Peronosporaceae. The coding region runs from base 71 to 1246 and encodes 391 amino acids. The transcript has a single exon.
CGGAUGUAUCCAUGACGAAGAGCUCAUUUACGAUCUAGAGAGCUCCCGAACACUUUGACCUUCUGCGACGAUGACUGCGCUCACAAACCCUACCGAUGCGGAUUCCUUGUCCUCUACGUCUCCACUGCGUGUACCCAUCAUGACGUUCAUCGCCGGCAUUGGUGACAAUGUCCGCAAAGCGUUCGCAGCUUCUGAUUCUCCAGCCGGUGAGCUCUAUCGUUCUGGAAAACUGGAGUUGAUCGACAUCCCAUUGCCACAGUUGGUAGCCAACAAGCAAGACCCACUGCAUGGUCCGAGUAUGGAGGACCCGGGUCGACCCAUCUGGAACCUCACGCCUGAGCAGCAGAGUAUCGUCGAGCAGGCCGAGAUCGUCAUGAUCGACUCGCACGGUGGUGGUCCGGUCUUCAUGGCUCCAAAGGAGAACCUCCCAGAGGACAAACAGCACGUUUUAAACAACGUCAAGUGGAUUCAAGCCACAUACGCAGGCGUGGACAUGUAUCUAGACCUGCUACCCAAAGGACCCAAUGCUAUUGUACCCAAGUUCACACUCACUCGUGCGGGUGGCAUGAUGCCGAGGAUCAUGGCUCAAUACGUUCUUGGCUACAUCACGAUGAUCGAGAGAAAAUUGCUCGAAGCUAAGGAAUACCAGAGCAAGCGCGACUAUGCUCGUGUGGACAUGAUCAGCUUCCGUCCUGCACAGUCGGUCACUGUAGGUAUCUUAGGACUGGGAGACAUCGGCCAAUACACUGGCAAAAUGCUGCGCAGUUGUGGCUACAAGGUGUUGGGUUUCAAGCGUCAUGUGAGCGCACAGGACGUUGCUGAUCUGGCCGAGAGUGCGGAUCAGAUCACCACGAGUCUGGAAGAAGUGCUGGCUAAGAGCGACUACCUCAUUAACCUCCUUCCGAGCACGAGUGCAACACGAUACGUGCUGAACGAGAAGAACCUCGAGUUAUGUGAGCACAGUCCCGUGUUUAUCAACAUUGGCCGUGGAGACGUCAUCUCGGAGAAGACGCUGAUUAACGCUCUGAACAAAGGUACGUUGUCGAAGGCUGUACUGGAUGUGUUCGAGAAGGAGCCACUUCCAAAGGAAAGCGAACUAUGGGAGCACCCGUCGGUGCUUUUAACCCCACAUGUAUCAGGAAAAGUGUUCCCGGAGGACGUGGCCGCCAUGUUCCUCGACAACUUCAAUCGCUACAUCAAGGACGAGCCUGUGCGCUACAAGGUGGACUGGUCCAAGGGCUAUUAGCUGCCAGGCUUCGAAAUAUGGCUACAUGUAGCUAUAAACUAGGAACAAUGCAAUUUAUUUCUUGUUCGUGUAGCCAUA